This is a messenger RNA of Ruditapes philippinarum (Manila clam), 920 nucleotides long. RefSeq lists its product as uncharacterized. Bases 1 to 798 code for a protein of 265 amino acids. The transcript has 7 exons. Lineage: Eukaryota; Metazoa; Mollusca; Bivalvia; Venerida; Veneridae. The record is from RefSeq and is a predicted model, not a curated record.
AUGCGGAAGAUUGCGGUAACGUUGAUCUGUGUGUGGUACCCACAAAGUCCUAACUUCAACCACUUCUUAUCAAGAAACCAUUUUGUUUACCCUCCUAAUACAACACCAGCUGACCCGGGAACUACGCCUAAUGUUAUGACUUUAAGCGAGGAAGAUGAUAAACAAGCUGCGGAGAAAGGUAUCAAAAUUCCCAGUGAUGACUGUGUUAUAACUUGGGAUCAAUUUAAUGAACAUAUCAAAGACAGAGACUGGAUAAACGUGUAUGCAGUAAACAAUGAGCAAGUGACGGGUGAGCUCUUGAAAUAUUCUACAAUCUGGACGGUAGUGAGUGACACUGUCAUUCGAAGAAGAACUAGUUUCUGGGAUUCAAUUGUGAAGGGGUGUGUGUAUGGCGAUAAUACAUUUGCACGAAUUCACGAUUCACGAGCGAUUUUUGUAUCUCAAACCGGAAAUUUGGUCGCACUUCCAACUAGAAAUGACUAUUAUGUGAGCUCAAACCCAGAGAAAUACUUCUUCUAUUUUGUAUGUAUCGAUAAUACAGAAGUUGUUGAUGGUCGUUGCCCAUCUUCGAUUAUUUUAGUGAUGAUCAAAGAUCAAAGAGAAAAUGAUUUAAACGACAAGGGCGUGAGAGGUGGUCCUAUUAGGAUGAAUGAUAUUCCAUGGUCUGAGAUAGAAGCAGACUUACAAAGAUGUCACCGUCAGUCUUUUAUUGACGAUACAGAUCCUAAAGUUGUUUGGACUUGGCGAAAUGAAGAAUGUCCAAAACCGUGGACACCAGCCGCUGAACAGGGGAAAUAGGGCACUCAUAUCGGAAACAGAGCACUUAUAUCGGAUAUAGGACACUCGUAAUGGAAAAAGGGCACUAAUAUCCGAAAUAAGGCACUCUGAUGUACUAUUAGAACUUUAUUAAAUACAUAACU